This is a messenger RNA of Adineta ricciae, 1494 nucleotides long. The record is from the annotation of a GenBank genome assembly. NCBI's taxonomy places the organism in Eukaryota, Metazoa, Rotifera, Eurotatoria, Adinetida, Adinetidae.
AUGGACAAUUUAAGCGAAAAGCUGAAACGUUGUAAAAUAGAUCCGAUCACCACUCACGAUGAGAUCGACGCGAAUUUCUUGCGUACAUCACAGCAAACGAUUAAACGCACACGAGAUACAGUUAGUAAUCUCAUUGCCGAGCUUCAGCAACGUGAAAAUACGAUUAUCAAGACAAUCGAACAAGGCGUGGAAGUUCGACGGAAAGAACGAGAAAGACGUACUGAUUCGGCACUACUGACAAGUGAAGAAGCAGUUGACUACACUGAACUACUCAAAGAAUGUCUCAAACAAGAUCAGCUGCUUCACAAUGAAACCAUGGUCAAUAUUCAACAUCGUCUGGAUGCUCGAAAUGCAUUGGGCCAAUCAGCGUCUGAAGCACAAAAUCCUUUAGUUGAAUUGGGAAAAUUCGAACCGGAAAGACUCCUUCAACUUCGCUAUGCUCCCCGAGUGGAAUCUUCUCCCGCAAAAACUCGAACAACUGCUACGACAAAAGUAACUGUACGAUUAGAUAAAUGUAAACAAUUUCAAAGUCCGUUACAAGGCACUUUCUCUGUUGGUAAACAUCCGACAGCUGUAUCAUUAAAUGAUCGUUAUGCGGAAACAUUUUUCUGUCGUCGGACACCAGGCAAUAGUUUGAUCUUACUUAGUUCCACAUCCAUCGAUCUUGUGAAUCGUGGCUCCGGUGUGGAAUUAAGCGUUCGACUAUCGAAAAUCUUAGGCACAACAAAAGAUAAACUACUAGCAGGUACUUGGUGCGAAUACUCUCAACGCCUGAUACUUGUUGGCAAUCACCGAAUGUAUUUCUAUGACUUUCAAGCUCAAGAACACGCAAGAAAAUUUCGAUGUUCACCAUUGCAUGGAGAUCCGGGCAAUACACCAAGAUUUAUCAACUGUACACACAAUGGUACAAUAUUCUAUGCUUUCAAAUCUGAUGCAAAUUCGUAUACGAUCGAAAAACACGCUAGUCCAUUGACCUUGUUGAAGGAGCCUAUUGAAGGUGAAUACGAAAAUACUAGUUAUUUCUUUCAAACCAAACAAACUGUUACUAUCCAUGGCCGUAUGGCAGCCAUGUGUGUUACACACAACCGUAUUUCCAUUGUUUAUCGUCGAUUUCUUUCGGAGAAACAUGUGGAACACUAUCUUUGCUUUUUUGAUCAUAAUUUCCGUCGACUGAAUGAUGAAAACGACAUUCUACUUCCCUCAGAUAUAAAAUGGAUCACAGCAAUAACACCCUAUGGCAACGAUGGUCAAUAUCUCCUCUGUGAUCCACGUGGUCAGCAAUUAUUAUUCUAUCGUAUCACGGAAGGAUUCUUAACUCGUCGAUUUCGUACAGGUGCGAUCAAUGCAUGUUGUUUAACCGAUGGGAAACUCGUUCUAUGGUUGCAAAAACAAUAUGCGAGUACACCAACGGGUAAACUUCAUUUUAUCACCGCUCCACACCUCGACGAGCCAGCGAGCGUCGCGAAAUCUUUUCCGCUAUUGAAACAGAAAUGA